UCAACAAUGGAUGUAAAACCAUAACCCUCACUAUUGUGACUUAAUUUCUUUCCAUAUUUUACACUUCAAAUCUGUGAUGUGGUCCAGCUGUCACUAAUGAUGUUCGGUGACAAUUCAGGUGUAUAUGGUUUUGUUGCCUGGUGUUGUAAUUAUGUACUUCGUGGUUGCGUUUGAAGACUUCCGGAAAUUUCCAUAUCAUCAUAGCUGAUUCCAAAAUAUAAAUGGAGGUAUUGUGAAGUACUGAUUAUCAGAAAUGUUAAAAAUGGAUGAUGCAAAAAAGUCUAAAAAGAAGAAAAAUUAUGUAUCACUGGAGGAUAAAGUUCCGAAGAAGAAAAGUAAGAGAAUGGUUGAAGAAGAGAUAGAUAACCUUGAUAUGAUUGUUGAUAAUAAUCCAAUUGAUGAAAAGGUCGAGGACCUAGCCAUUGGAGUCAAUGAAAAUGGAGACACUUGGACCUCAGAUGAUUAUAAAGAAUUGAUAAAAAGGAUGGAGGCACAAAUACCCAAACAUGAUUCAUUGAGCUUUGGGAGUAGAUCAGAAAAGCUGAACUGGGAACAGAUCAAAUUCGGUAAUCAUUCAAUAGAUGAGUGCUACGGCAAAUGGAAAUUAAUCAAAUCAAAGGUUCGUCACUUCAGAUUGCUUAGCGAAAUAUUACAAGAUGCCAAAGUUUGGGCUGAACAGCCUUGGUCAGCCCCACUAAGCAAGAAAAAGGUUCGUCAUCCAGAUCAGCCUCCUCGUCCUUUGUCUUCAUUCAUGUUGUUUUACAUGGAGAAAAAAAGUAAAAUCAUAAAAAAAAAUCCAGAACUCAAGCUGACUGAAAUAUCACGAAUAAUUGGAGAGAAGUACAAGGCACUCACUGAUGAAAUGAAAAAUUACUACAAGGAAAAGGCUAGAGGCAUGCAAGAAGAAUAUAAAUUAAACUUGGCCAAGUUUUAUGAGAAACAUCCGGAGCUGAUGAAAAUCAAGAAGCCCGUGGCCCAAACCAAAAAACCACUGCCUCCAUUCAAGCUCUACUUGAGAGAAAAGCUGCUUAAGCACGAAAAUGAUGAGAAUUUCAACCGACAAGACUUUACUGAAAAGUACAAAGAUUUGUGGAAAUCGUUAAGUUUCAAAAAGAAAGCAUAUUGGAUCAGAUUAGCAAAGGAAGAAGAAGAUAAAUUCUUGGAACAUUUGCACGAUGAAGAGGGAGAUGAAGAGAACAAACCUGCAUUGAUCUACAAAACUGUCAUCUCUAAAGAAGAACAGUCCAUACUAGACAGGUUAGCAGGAAAGCCUGAGAAGCCUCCAAACUCAGCUUAUAGCCUUUUUUCAAGACUGAUGCUCCAAGACAAAGACAAACACUUUGUUGAUGGAGAACCAAAAAACAGGAUGAAGGAAGUUGCUUCCAUGUGGAAAGAAUUGCCGGAUGAUCAAAAAAAGAUGUACGCAGAAAGAGUUCAGCAUAUGCAUGAACAUUACAAGUUAGAGAUGGCAAACUACCUAGACACACUUCCUGAGGCGAAAAGAAUUGAAGAGGUAGCCAAACUACAGCCUAAAAAGAAGAGAAUAGCUAAAGUGCGACAGAAAGUUGCUAAAAAGGCUGCUGCAGCAGAAGGACCUGUACAAGAUGGCGAGGAACUCUGGAAAAAUGAGCCGAAAAAGCCUCCAGUAACUGCCUGGGAUUUGUUUAAAACAGAGUUGGUAAAGAAAAACAGUCAUUUACCAAAAAAAGCGGCUUUCAAGCAGGCAGCUGUGCAGUGGAAAACCCUUUCACAGAAAGAAACCGAGAAAUACAAGAAACGGCACCAGCAGCUCAAAGACAAGUACAUGUCAGAUUUUGAAGAAUUCUUGAAUUCGCUGAAUGAGGAAGAAUUGAAAGAAUAUUCAGCUUGGAAAAAAGCAAAAACCGGACAAACAUUUAAUGAAGAAAGUGUAGAAGAAGAGUCUUCUGAAGACGAAUCAGAAGAAGAAGAAGAAGAAGAAAAUGGAGAGGCUGCUACAGCAGAACCUGAGAAUGAUGGUGAGGAACUCUGGAAAAAUGAGCCAAAAAAGCCUCCGGUAACUGCGUGGGAUUUGUUCAAAACAGAAUUUUUGAAUAAAAACAGUAAUUUGCCAAACAAAGCGGCAUUCAAGCAGGCAGCUGCACAAUGGAAAACUCUUUCACAGAAAGAAACCGAGAAAUACAAAAAACGACACCAGCAGCUCAAAGACAAGUACAUGUCAGAUUUUGAAGAAUUCCUUAAUUCGCUUAAUGAAGACGAAUUGAAAGAAUAUUCAGCUUGGAAAAAAGCAAAAACUGGACAAACCUUUAACGAGGAAAGUGUAGAGGAAGAGUCCUCUGAAGAAGAAUACAACGUAGAGGGUGCACAGAGCUCCUCAGAUUCCUCGGAUGAUUCCUCUGAUGAGAGUGAUAGUGGCGUCAGUCAAGUCGAAGUGUAGGUUAUUUUUUUGAGACUUAAGUAUUGUGUUUUAUACUGUUUUGUAAACUAUUUUCAUGUAAUUUACAAUACCGAGUAGGAAUUUUACUAUACUUUUAAGAAUUUGUGCCAAUAUUUACAAAAUCUAGGUCUAGAGGGUUUGAGCCAUUUAUCUAUUUACAGAAACUACCAACGUUUCGGCUACAUUAUAGUCGGCCAUCUUCAGGGCGGGUGAAAGCAAUCACAGUGUUCACACAAAAUUCUACUGGCAAGGGUGGGCCGGGCUCGUAGGGUAUUUAACCCCUUGGUGGGGGUUUGGUGGAGGUGUUUUGGUACUCUCCUCUCCUUUCUAUCUUCACCGGCCUCCGGCCGUUUUUAGAAUGUUUUCGGCUUUCUCUGGCUAGCAGGGACUGUUGAAUCACUGUUUUUCACACUAUUUUUAGUUUAAUAAAAAAAACGGUUCCUUGUAUUAUUUGAAUAUUUCCGUUUCCUUUAUGAACAUUGUCAGCAUGUUUCCUAAAUAACAUUGCUUCUAAAAUCUCUUUUAAAAUAUUUAUCAGAAUGUGCUAAAACUUUUACAUUAUCAAACUCUGUUGCAUGAUUAGUUUGGAAGGAAUGGUCUGUUCAUAGACAACUGAGGCGAUCGAACCCCGUAGACCAAGAUUGUUUAAAUAUUAGUGACGACUGUGGUAGCCUAUCCAUGAACAAUUUGUAUCAAUAUUGUUUGAAUAUUUGAAUAAAUAAUAAAUUUGUAA
Molecule: messenger RNA, 3149 nt
Organism: Macrosteles quadrilineatus (aster leafhopper)
Lineage: Eukaryota; Metazoa; Arthropoda; Insecta; Hemiptera; Cicadellidae
Product: nucleolar transcription factor 1-like
Exons: 19
Coding region: 254-2416 (720 amino acids)
Source: RefSeq, a predicted model, not a curated record